This is a messenger RNA of Gigantopelta aegis, 4670 nucleotides long. RefSeq lists its product as uncharacterized. The coding region runs from base 398 to 1399 and encodes 333 amino acids. NCBI's taxonomy places the organism in Eukaryota, Metazoa, Mollusca, Gastropoda, Neomphalida, Peltospiridae. The transcript has 5 exons. The record is from RefSeq and is a predicted model, not a curated record.
AUAAACCUUGCAUACUAAUAUUAAUAAAUAACAGUACAAAUCUUUGAAUAAUGUAAUAAAAUAUAAAAGCACUCAUAAUGUUUUUCACAGUAGCUGUUUUUAACUGUUUAUAACCAUGCAGUAAAUCAGUGAUAUUACAUUGUAUUCCUAUUACACAUCUCAAAAAACCCAAAACAUAACCUGGCAAUACUGUCACACGUAAAACAGGUUCAAGGUUAUCUAAAAGGAGGAGGUGCCUAACCUGACACUCAAAGAGAGCCAGCAAUGAUAAACAAUUCUUGGUAGUGUUUAGAGUAUUUUCAGCUGGGUAUCAGACGAAACAAAGAGGUAUCCUGUGACUCCAUUUCAAAUACAAAUUGAGAAGACUAUUUUUGAACCAUGUUGGGUUUCUGUGGAGAUGGAUGGCGAACGCGUUUGUUACUCACUCCUUCAAGGUCAAAAUCGUCAGACACGAGUAAUUGAUGGAAGGAAAUGUGGUGAUGAAAUCCGAGAACUGGCUUUCUCUCUUCCGUUGAUGACAGAUGAGACACGUGCUGGACAGAAGAGGAUCGACGCGGCUGGUUCCAUCACAGUAAAGUUGAUCGAGGCUGUCAAUAUAGGGCUACAGAGUUUUAUACCAGCGACGAAAGUAAAAACUAAUUACUUGCCGCAAGGAGAAUUCCCACAGCUUUCGAAACAAGAUGUAUCAAAGAAAGAGAAUCUUGGAGCUGUUGUACGAGAAGGCAGGACAAUUCUGAAGCUCAUGUACAACCAGCAUCAGGGAAGGAAGACGCGCAUAAGAUACGUGAAGGGCAAACUUCUCGAGGAGAUGACCGUACACUACCGGCCUCUAGAAUCGCUGCUGGACCUUGGGGUUAUAUUACUUGACGAGUACAAGCGACUGAAGAAGUCGAUGACCGUGGAUAUUGAGGAACCAUUAGUUCCAUGCGACACACUGCCAGCCAGCAGCAACAGCACAGACGAUAAAAAGAAAGCAUGCACAGAAGAGGUGCAGAAUAUCGUAAGUUCAGAUCAUGUGCAAAAUAACAUUGCUGCUGGCAGCACACUGGUGAAGACAGAAAGUGUCACUGUAAAUACGUUGUUGAAACAGGAAUUCCCAGUCACACAGACACCGUGUUCAAACAAUGGUUUGCCUAAAGUCGAAAACGGAGGAGAGAAAAUGACAUCAGAUUUUCUCAACAUGAAAUUGGAAAUGACAAACUCAUAUGAUGAUGUGAUCUACAUAGAAGACGACGAUGUGACAUACAUCAGUUCAUGUGUGCGUGACAGCAACAAUGAUGACAUCGUGUGUCUGGGUGACGAGAGCAUCAUUUACCUCGGUGACGACAGCUGCUAUGUGUUUGACACGACACCACAGGAUAUAUCUAUGGUGGACCUCACAGACGACGUGCCUUCCUGAAUGUGGACCAUGUCUGAUAGCAUCUACUGCUGCUCUCCACUAUUGCAUUGUCAUGUAUUGUGUAUUGUCAUGGUGUCAGACUUUAUUACAUUGUCAUGUAUUGUGUAUUGUCAGGGUGUCAGACUUUAUUGCAUUGUCAUGUAUUGUGUAUUGUCAGGGCAUCAGACUUUAUUGCAUUGUCAUGUUUUGUGUAUUGUCGGUGUCAACUUUAUUGCAUUGUCAUGUAUUGGUGUAUUGUCAGGGCGUCAGACUUUAUUGCAUUGUCAUGUAUUGUGUAUUGUCAGGGUGUUAGACUUUAUUGCAUUGUCAUGUAUUGUGUAUUGUCAGGGUGUCGGUGUCAUGUAUUGUGUAUUGUCAGGGCAUCAACUUUAUUGCAUUGUCAUGUAUUGUGUAUUGUCAGGGCGUCAGACUUUAUUGCAUUUUAUGUUUUGUGUAUUGUCAGGGUGUCAAACUUUAUUGCAUUGUCAUGUAUUGGUGUAUUGUCAGAGAUUUAUCCAGGCAUUCUGUGGGUCCGGACAUAGGCCCCUUCCCAAAAGAAAGUGACACUGAAAAUUUUCAAUUUCUGUUCUAAAAAUUCACAAUACCGGUAUAUACUGAUGGAAAGAAAUAAAGUAACACGUGAGAAAUAACAUCAAAUGUUGACUACAACCAAAAUCCUCGUCCACAAGUAUCAGGAAAUUAAACGUGUUACUGGCGGUCAACCCCACAGUACUGACAUGCAGUGCCACAAUACAUCUCUGUAUUUUAUACACACAUUACUACUCCAGUAGUGAAUUACAUUUGGUCUCAUAUACCACAUGUUCCCUUAUUUCUUUCCAUCAGUAUAUAUUUUUUUUUGUUAUGUCUGUUCUAAUAAAUUAAUUUAACAUUUUGUGUACUGCAUCAUUCAGUCGCCUUAAAUGUAUCACAAGUGUGAUGUGCUCACGCUAAUUUUCCCAGUCCCAUCAAACAUGGGACCCUGCUGAAGUAUCCUAGACAAAUCCCUGGUUGUGUUGUCAUUGUUUGCAGGCUUUCAAGCGGGCCCUUCUUUUCCCUCUUUUAUUUGUUAGGCUCCUACCUUUGCACACUUUUUCUUGAAAAAGCCCUACUGUCCCUACCUUUUCAUAAAAAUAGUUAGAGAAAUAAUAGAAAAGUUUUAAUUAAAUGCAUUGAUUAACUAAUCUAAAUCUUGAUUUUAAUAAGAAGCAGUUUCUAGUAUUUUUGUAGGAUAAGUUUGUUGCAGUAGGUCUCCAGUGCUGUAAGAGGGGUUCCAUGAUGAGAAUGACUGGUGCAUGUUGACAAGUCAUCUCCUCAUUCUGUUGCUGAAUUCCUCUUGAAGCACUGGUUUCUAAGCAAUGAUACACUACAUGCACAUCAGAAUUGGUGAAUAGGUCAGUAGUCGUUUAUUUGCAUCAAAAAGGUAAGUAAAGAGCCCUACUUUUCCCUACUUUUAAAAAGAAAUCAUCCUACUUUUAUCCCUACCUUUUUGUUAUUGGUCACUUGAAAGCCUGUGUUUGUUGCAGGGACUCUCUCACCUUUGUUUAAAGGACUUUACUGCCAUUUUAACAUGUUUUCAGCUAACCAGCAAAAUGACCACACCCCCCCCCCCCCCCAAAACAAAUGGGGUCAAAUUGCCAAGUUGUUUUUUGCAGUAGUGAGAAGUCGAAGUCCAAUAUUUUGAACAUAAUCUUAAUUUCAAAAACAAAAAUCAUACAACAGAUUUCAAGACACUGACUAGUUUAGUGUCAUAGCUGCCUUAACACCUUGGUCUGUUUUACUUGGUACAAGACUGUAUAUUGAUGCAUGUCACACCAUUUUUUCUUUCUUUUCGGACAGUCAUUUCAGUAAUGCCAAAAAAUACUCAUUACUUUUAUUUUAACAUUACAAUGACCCAUUAAUUUUCAGAUACUGAAUGAUAUCGCAUUUUUAAUGAAAAUAUUCAAUUGUUUUGCUUAAAAUUUUAUUACCAGAAUUAGUAUUUAAUAACGCCAUAUUAAGAUUCAAACUGAGUGUAUACUUAAGAAACUUUACAACUGAACAUGGAACGAUAAACAUUCACUUUGCCUGUUAUUGUUUUUUCAAACUUCUCCCUUUCACCCUAGAAGAGAUAACUCAUUUUUCCUAUUCUAGAUUAGGACUUGGCUAAUAGCCUUUUAAAUUUAAAGCAACGAAAAUGAUUUAUUAAAUACAUUUUCAGAAAUUCUGGUGAACUUAUUGUCCAUAUAGCCAAUGUGUUUGGUUAUCCUAAUGUUUGUACUAGGGGUGUCACAAUAUACAUACCUCAAUAUAACGAUAUGUAUCACGAUGCCUACUUCACAGUGUUUUCCCAGUAAAACAAGAAUUUGAAGUUUGGGUGAAAUUAUUUUUAAAAUAAGAAAUAAACAUGAUAAAAUAAAAAUGUUGAUUAAACCGUAUUAAACAAUAGACAUAUUGACAUAAGCAGGCACAUAUUCUUAGUCCAUUUCACGGUUUUUCCUUGAUUGUAAUAACUUUCAAUACGUACAUCUCAGUACAAAGUGGUGUUGGUAAUUAAAAUAGGAAUCUGUCAAAAUAUAAAUGGAUACACAAGCAAGAGUAUCGUGAAUCAUAUCGCCAGCAGUAGUAUCGUGAUAUAUCGUAUGAAACCCCUAGUUUGUACAAUAGCAAUUCAGUUUGGAAUUUGCAACACUACAAGUUGACAGGUCUUAAAGAAGAAUAUGUUAUGAAGAAUUACUACAACUUUAUGACAACCAGAAACUCUUUGGAUAUACUGAUAUUGGUAUGUGUCCGGUAUUCUAAGCAAGAAAACUAUAAUUAAUAUAAUUUAAAUUGCCCUUUAAUACUAUUUACUUAUAUGCGGAGCUCGAUUUAUUUUUUCAAUUAGUUUGAGAUUCAUCUUGGUCAAGUUGACCUUUAAUAAAAAAUGAUGGCUUCAUCAAACCUUACAUUUUUGUGUUAAAUUUUAAGAUGGAUCUUAAAAAACGAAGCUCCAUGAAGAAUUUUGUUUGUUUUCAAUUUUAUGUAUAAACAUUGUUAAAGUGAUUGGCUAACACCACGGGAAAUCCUGAUAAACGGAAACCCAACUUUAAAUAUCAACGUUUGUAGGUUUUUGGCUUCAUAUAUGUAUAUAUUUUGUUUGUAUUUUGUGGUUUUCAGAUGAAUACCAGAUAACAAUAUUGGUUUAAUUAUUUUUCAGAUGAUAAAUCUCAGAUUUUAUACAAUGUCAGAUAAAUAUGGAACUUUUCAUGUUCUUAUGACAAGAGUGCUAAGGAUUUUUUUUUCUUUUCAACAAAUAAAGCAUUUUAUAAAUUUU